CACACACAGCUGUCGUCGAGGCAGACGAGACGUCGAUCACUGGUUGAUACCGGUUUACGCAGUUGACCUCACGGAAAUAUCAAUUAAACGGUCCGUCCGCAAGUCAACACUAUGAGUUUACGCUGGAAAAUAUUUCACGGAAUUAGACAGAGAUCGCAGAUACCACCGCUGCAGGUGAUAGUAAGAGGUUAUAACACCUGCCAGCAGUCUCCCACGGAGAAGGAGCAUGGGUCCUCCAGGAAUACGCGAGAUCCUGCUACGUUGUACGCAACGUAUGUUGCCGUUGCCGCCUUAGGUAUAUCUUAUUACAUCACUUUCAAAUACAAAAGAAACGUCUACGCUCUCAGCGCAACGCAAAACGUACAAUGUGGUCAAUUACGCAAGGACAUGAAGACCUACACUCUGGAAGAAGUGGGGAAGCACGAUAGCAAGGAAAAUCGUAUCUGGGUUACCUUCGGGCAGGGUGUAUACGAUAUAACGGAAUUCGUCGACAAGCAUCCGGGCGGCCCCUCAAAAAUUAUGAUGGCUGCAGGCGGCACCGUCGAUCCGUUUUGGACCAUAUUCGCGAAUCACAAUACGCCGGAGAUCCACUCCCUGCUGGAAUCCAUGAGAAUCGGAAAUAUAUCGGAGGAGGACGCUGAAUCUAAUAAGAGCGAUCUGUACGAUCCGUACGCGAACGAGCCCGCCAGGCAUAAGGCCCUAAUAAUUAACGGCAAUAAACCCUUCUGCGCGGAACCGUCA
This is a messenger RNA of Temnothorax curvispinosus, 741 nucleotides long. Its product is annotated as sulfite oxidase, mitochondrial-like. Gene Ontology annotation, cellular component: mitochondrion. The transcript is spliced from 2 exons. The annotation marks the transcript as partial. Lineage: Eukaryota; Metazoa; Arthropoda; Insecta; Hymenoptera; Formicidae. The record is from RefSeq and is a predicted model, not a curated record. Gene Ontology annotation, molecular function: heme binding.